CAAUUUAUGCAUGCUUAUUGUUUUAUGUUAUUAACAUGUAAUUUUUUUAUGAAUAGGAAUGAACUAAUAUUCACAAUGAAUUAAAUCAUUAUUUUGCAGAGUUAUUUUAUGUGGGACUCUUUUGCAGCUGGUAUAGCUGCUUCAACUAUGAGUAAAUCCAAUAACCCCGAAGGAGAAAAUGAAUUUGCUGACAUGGAGUAUAUGAACAUAACUGUUGUUACUUCAAACAAGCCUUAUGGGAUAUCUGAUGGCUCAAAUCCAUUCUUUGAUGGCCUAAAAGUUCCCAAGUUCAAUUUAGAGAAAGGUGGGGUUCAUAGCGGUCAUAUUCAACAAGGACUUAGAGAUCCACUUUGCUUUGUAAAGAAUGGGAAAGGAAGAUGCCAGGAUGGUUAUACAGCAGAGACACAUGGUCCAGACUCGGUUAGGGUACUUGUUGCCACAAAAGCAAAGCCUAAUCAGGAUACUGGAAGCUCACUUGACAGAGAAUAUUUCAAAAGCUUCUUGAGUGUUCUAAACAACCCGCAAUAUGCUGGGAAGUUCAACUUCACCACACAGUUUCCUUACUACAAAGAAGUAACUUACAAGCCAGAUUUUCAUAACAAAACACUUGGGAAACCUGUUGUGUUUGACAUGGACAUGAGUGCAGGAGAUUUUCUUGCUCUAUUUUACCUCCUUAAAGUUCCUGUUGAAGUAAUCAAUCUUAAGGCAAUCAUUGUGAGUCCUACUGGAUGGGCAAAUGCAGCUACAAUAGAUAUAAUCUAUGACUUACUGCACAUGAUGGGUCGUGAUGAUAUCCCAGUUGGUCUCGGAGAUGUUUUUGCAGUGAAUCAAUCUGAUCCAAUAUUAUCAGGUGUUGGGGAUUGCAAGUAUGUUAGAUCCAUUCCACAUGGAAGUGGGGGGCUUAUAGACUCUGACACACUUUAUGGUCUUGCUCGCGAUCUACCACACAGCCCAAGAAGGUACACAGCAGAAAACUCUCUGAAGUUCGGGGCUCCUCGAGAUACAUAUCACCCUGAACUCAGGCAACCACGAGCUAUGGAAGUUUGGGAGUCUAUUUGGCAAACAACUAAACCAGGGUCAGAGAUUACAGUAUUAACUAAUGGACCCUUGACUAAUUUGGCAAAGGUUGUAUCAGUAGAAAACAUAAGAUCCAGAAUAAAGGAGGUUUAUGUAGUUGGGGGACACAUCAGUGAAAAUGUCAAUGAUAAAGGAAACAUCUUUUCAGUUCCUUCCAACCAAUAUGCAGAAUUCAACAUAUUCUUAGAUCCUUUGGCUGCCAAGGCAGUGUUCGAAUCUGAAGUUAACAUCACAUUGAUUCCGCUUAGUGCCCAGCGUAAAGUAAGUUCAUUUUCAACUGCCAUAGAUUCUUUAAAAAGGGCUAAGAAAACUCCAGAGGCUGUGUUUUCCCAGGGUCUGCUGUCAUGGCUAUACCACUUGAAGCAAAUCAAUGAUAAGUAUCUUCAUAUGGACACAUUCUUGGGGGAAAUUCUAGGUGCAGUUACCUUGGGCGAUACUUCAACUAAUCUUGAUCCAAAUUUUGAGGUCAAGCCUAUUAAAGUCUUAGCUGAUGGCGUUGAAUCCACUGAUGGAACAAUUGUGGUGGAUGGGAGACAUGGAAAAUUAGUUAGAAUUUUAAGAGGUGUAAAUGCCAUGGCUUAUUAUAAUUUGUAUGCAGACAAGCUUGGCAAUCAUAAUCAAACAGCUAAGGUUGGCAGCUUUAAAGAACAAACAAGAAAAUGGCGUUAUGCUCAUUUGUAAUUUCCUUAUUCUCUGCUCGGCAGCAAUAAUAUAUCUUUUGUUAUAAUUUGUAUUUUCUAAUAAUUACUCCAUGCUUUGCAACCAAUACAAGGAAACCAGUGGAAAGUGGAAA
Lotus japonicus is the source of this 1870-nucleotide messenger RNA. Its product is annotated as nucleoside hydrolase 3. Gene Ontology annotation, molecular function: hydrolase activity, hydrolyzing N-glycosyl compounds. NCBI's taxonomy places the organism in Eukaryota, Viridiplantae, Streptophyta, Magnoliopsida, Fabales, Fabaceae. The record is from RefSeq and is a predicted model, not a curated record. The coding region runs from base 109 to 1758 and encodes 549 amino acids. The transcript is spliced from 7 exons.